AUGUCAUCCAGAAAUGCCUUGGAAAUGGCAGACAAGCAACAUGUUGUCGAGGAACAGCAGUUGCAGAUUCUGAUUCGAGAACGCGAAGUAGAACUGGAAAGGUUACACGCUGAAUUACAAUGCAUUCAAAGGCAAGAAUCUGCCCUGAAAGAGUAUUUGCAGAAAUUUUUAUCGUCAUAA
Messenger RNA from Brugia malayi, 180 nucleotides. RefSeq lists its product as uncharacterized. Lineage: Eukaryota; Metazoa; Nematoda; Chromadorea; Rhabditida; Onchocercidae. The transcript has 2 exons. The coding region runs from base 1 to 180 and encodes 59 amino acids. The record is from RefSeq and is a predicted model, not a curated record.